This is a messenger RNA of Oppiella nova, 1095 nucleotides long. The record is from the annotation of a GenBank genome assembly. NCBI's taxonomy places the organism in Eukaryota, Metazoa, Arthropoda, Arachnida, Sarcoptiformes, Oppiidae.
AUGUCUACGGCAUAUUUAACUAAUAAAAGUUCAACUGUACUACUAUUUGUUACAACAAAUGACUCCGUCUAUGGCUUUGGUUAUAAUUCAUGGGGAUGUCUGGGUUUGGGUCAAAAUAAAAGAGUGACGACACCACAACUCAUACCCGAAUUGUGUGGACAACGGAUCCGACAGUUUAUCAUUGGAUGCGAUUUUGUGUUGGCUAUGAAUGAAGACAACCAUGUGUUCAGUUGGGGACACAAUGAUAAGGGACAGUGUGGCAGAGAUGAGAUAUCGUAUUUGAAUGACAAGAAUAUAACGCAAAUCAGUUGUGGUACUUAUCACUCCCUCGCUCUCACCACCGGUGGACAGGUGUACGGGUGGGGCAAUAAAUCAUUUGCCAUUACUAUCAAUGAAACUAAUCCAGGUGAAAAUCCUUACAAAAAUCAAUUCAUUAAGUUGUCGGAUAAGCCCAUAGGUUCCGGAAGUUUCGGAUCUGUGUUUAAAGUAAAACAUAAAAUCGAUGAACAGAUAUAUGCCGUCAAAAGAAUUGAAAUUAAUGAAUUUUCUGAUAUGAGACAAGUAUUGAGUGAAGUUAAGAAUUUAGUUAAAGUUCACUCCGAAUAUGUGGUCCAGUAUUUCAAUUCAUGGGUUGAAGUGAAUUCAUUGUAUAUUCAAAUGGAGUUCUGUUCACAGAAUUUAAGGAAUAUUCUGGAAAUAAAAACAAAAGUAUUUGGUCGACAAAUCGGAGAAGCGAUGGAUUGUGUCGAUGUUCAGUAUUUGCAUGAAUUGAAUCCACAGAUCAUUCACAGAGACCUCAAACCAGAAAACAUAUUAAUGGCUGAAAAUAUAAGGAACGGUAGAUUUAUUAAGUUAUGUGACUUUGGUUUGGCUAAAGUACACGACAAAAACAUCAAUUAUAUGACUCCGGAUAAGCACUCUGCAGGUGUGGGUACACUAAAAUAUCAAGCACCAGAAGUAGUUCAGGGUAUAUAUGGACAUAAAGUGGAUAUUUAUAGUCUGGCAUUAAUUGGUCAAGAUAUAUUUGAGUUUAAUUUGUUUUUUAUUGACCUUGAUAAGUAUGAAAACUAUUUUAGAAUUUUAAGAAUGCAAUAA